AUAAUACGAUUUAAUGUAUUGAUUGUCUUUCCUUCCUGUGUGUGUCUGUGAGUUUUAUUCCUUAUCAUAUAUAAAAUCAGACAAACGUGUUGUAAUAAUCAAAUAAAGGCCACGCUACACGCCGUCUAUUAAAGACAAAGGGGCGGGGUAUGUAGAUUUUAGGGGCGGCUCUAAUUAGCAUUUUUCUGCAUUCUGAAUUGAGAGGGAAAAGCGUAUUUCUGGCUGUGCGUCUGUGCCUUCCUGUUGUGACAUUAAUGGCAUUUCUUUUACAUGGAUCCCACAUGUCAUACAAUGUUUUAACAUGCUUUUCAGCCAUGGCUUGAAGAAUGAGUGCAUAAGGAUGUGAGAGUGAAAGUCGGUUAAAACACUCCCAACACUGAGGAAAAUGAUGAUGACCAAGGUGAUAGUGGUGAGGAUGGUGGAUGGACGGAGCCCCUCCUUGUGAGCGCAUGGUCUUUUGGAGGAGUGGGGGAGGAUGUGUGCCCUGCUGAAACGGCGCAGACGCGUGGACGUGACCAAGAGGCAUCAAAAGUGGCGAUGAUGAAGCAGGGUCAGCUCCUGAGGCAAAAAUUCAUCCCGCUUUAAUUAGGACGCCAUAUGACCGCAUCUCGCAUCAUGGGGAUCACAUGUUUAACUUUUUAAUCUGUUCACAAUGCAGUUCAGGGAUUUAUAGCGCUAGGGACAGUUGGGAGGAAAAACACUCCAGACUUUGUGACUCCUCAAUGGCCAAACUUCGCUUUACAUGGUUUAUUCUUCUGAGUGUGAUGACACCGCAAUCUGAUUCCAUCGAGACAGUGAACGUGGUGGAUUUCUGUGGUCAGACGGUGCGGGGGGACGGUAUGAUCGUCCGGUCCCACCAGGAGUCGCGCAGGUACUACUUUGUCAGCAUGGGUACUGACUGCCACCUGACCAUGCAGGCAGCCACGCCCCGUGACAAAGUGCAGUUCCAGUUUCGCUUCUUCCUGGUUUACAGCCUGCUGCGCGUAUCCCCCUUCAGCCCCGUGCCCCUCGUCCCAGAGUCGGCCCGGGGUCCUGCGAAUUCGGGGUCAACCCGGCCUGACCUGCGCAUGGAGCCCACUCCAGACGAGGGCCAAGGAGAUCCAUGUCACGCUGGCUCUUACAUCCAGUUCUAUGAUGGUCGUGAUAAGAUGGCACCACCUAUCGGGCCGCCACUUUGCGGAAAAAGCCUGCCACGCCCAGUCCUGUCUACUGGAAACUAUCUGACUCUGCGACUGGUGACGAGGGGGACUCAACCACGCGUGGACUUUGUUGGGGACUUCACCUCAUUCAGGCUGGGCUUUAAUCAGUCUGAAUGCAGCAGUGAGCCCUACUUCACCUGCCAAAAUGGAAAAUGCAUCCCACUGAGUCUGGUGUGCAGCGACGACAAGGGAAUCGACAACUGCGGAGAUGGCACCGACCUGCAAGAUUACCCAGGAUGCAACAGUCCGUUGUCCACAGCUAGCACACGUCAGCCGUACGUAACUCCUCCACCCAUGCUGAAGGUGGCCACCAUGAGGGCAUCGACUCUGGAGAAGUGCAGUGGCCCAAACCUCAUCCCUGACAUUGAUUCUGUCACUGAUUCUCCUCCGUACGUGUCUCUACUGGCGCUCUACGUGAUUCUGGGAGUUCUGGUUGGUUCCGUGGUUGUGUGCUGGUGCUGCUGGUCUCCCGGCUGGUUCCUCUGGAGAGUGAGCGUGUGUCGUUUCCUGCCCUGCUGCAACUCCUGCUGCGCCUCCUGUCAGCUGUGUGGCCGGAGCUGCUUGCAGAACAAAGAGCACCGGCUGGCCAAAGUCACACCGCAGCAAGCCUCCACGCCCGCAGCCACCGCCGCCGCCACCACCACCACCACCAUGGCCAUGUAGAAUCCACACGUGAGGACUCGCUCUGUACAGCGUCUGAUGGAGUGACAGAGAAGGACACUGUGGUGGUGACGUGUUCUUCCGGGCACGUGCUCAAAGACUAUCGAAUAUUUUGUUUCUUGUCUGCUACUUGUUUAUGAAAUCGAGUGUAAUCAUGUUGUUCAGACUUAAGAUCCGUGCAGUUCAGUAUCACAUGUCGCUCACUGGACAGUGGUAUUCUCACACUGACCCCAGGCACUCAUUUAUAAACAAGCAACGGACCUUAAAGAGCUAUUCACGUUCACCUUUUCCGAAAGGGCCGUGCACAAAAGGCAUGCGGAGUCUGGACCGAAUCUGUUUUCAAAACGACAGUCCAAACAGUGUCAUUCCCCGAGCUAUUGUUGAAGAUGCUUACAUAACAGCGAUGAGUCUCGGUGUCAGCUUGGCACGUUGCUCUGUCGUGAUAAGGUGCAUUUUUCCUCACGGCUGUUGCUCAGAUACUGAGCUCUAUCCUGUUCUCCCAGAGGUCAUGUCCUGAAGCGUGCACUCUGCUCUUAUACACUCUGUAACAAAGGUCCACCACACAACAGCUCACUUACUGCUCACUUAGUGCUGACUUACUGCUCACUUAGUGCUCACUUAGUGCUGACUUACUGCUCACUUAGUGCUGACUUACUGCUCACUUAGUGCUGACUUACUGCUCACUUAGUGCUCACUUA
This is a messenger RNA of Hemibagrus wyckioides, 2557 nucleotides long. RefSeq names its product low density lipoprotein receptor class A domain containing 2 (gene ldlrad2). Lineage: Eukaryota; Metazoa; Chordata; Actinopteri; Siluriformes; Bagridae. Gene Ontology annotation, molecular function: protein binding. The transcript is spliced from 5 exons. Bases 627 to 1862 code for a protein of 411 amino acids. The record is from RefSeq and is a predicted model, not a curated record.